AUGGUGGCACUGCCAGCGGUGUCCCACCCUGGGCACAGGUUGGGGGGUCCCGGCGGUACCGGCGGUGCCCUCGUGCCCGGUGCCGGUGCCAUCGGUGCCAUCGGUGCCGUUGGUGACGGUGAUGACGGUGCCCGCGCCGGUGGCCGUGGCGUAGCGGGGGAUCUCCAGGGUCACCCGGCACAGCUGGUACCGGCGCUCGGCCACCUCCACCCGGCAGCCCAGGGCCACCGUGUCACCCGCUGUCACCCGCGCCUCGCCCGGGCUCUGCAGCACCCGCAGGGCGCCCGCUGUGGGGACAGCGCGGGGGUCGCGGGGGGCUGUCACCCCCCGGCCCACCCCGGGUCCCCCGGGUGCAGGGGACAGGGGGUGCCAGGCUCGCUGCCCACGUGUCCUCUGUCACCGCUGCCUCUGACCACGAGCCCCAUCCUGUCACCACACGCCCUGACCCCUUCCUGUCCUCCACCUCUGUCCCCUCCCUGUCCCCCCAGCUCUGUCCUCUCUCUAUCCCCCCACGUCUUCCCCUUCCCUAUCCUCCACCUCUGUCCUCUCUGUCCCCAUCUCUGUCCCCUCCGUGUCCCCCCACCUCUGUCCCCUCUCUGUCCCCCCAUCUCUGUCCUCUCCCUGUCCCCAUCUCUGUCCCCUCCCUGUCCCCCCUCCCCCUGUCUGACCCCACCCUGUCCCCUCCCCGUGUCCCCCCUGUCCAUCCCUGCCCUGUCCCCCCCUCCAGCCCUGUCCCCACCCCCGUCCACCCAACCUGUCCCCACGCAGUGUCCCCAACCCUCAGGACAGUUGUCCCCAGCAGCCCCCCUGCCCCAGUGCCCCGCGGGUGGCCUGUCCUCCCCCCCGGCCCAGCCCCCGUGUCCCCCGUGUCCCCCGUGUCCCCCACUCACCGCCGAGGAGGGGGAUGAGGACCCCGAGCCCCCACAUCCCCCUCGGAGGGGCCGCGUCCCCCUGUCCCCGCGCUGUCCUUGUCCCCAAAGCGCCGCCGUGUCCCCGCAGCCUCCCGGCCCUUCGUCCCCCCCGGCAGAGGCGACACCGCGGCUUCCGCCCCGCGCGGUGACACCGGGGGGGGACACGGGGACAGGGAGGGGGCCGGGAGAGGGGGCGGGGGAUGGGGACAGGGAUUCCAGGGAUUUGGAUGGGGAUGGGGACAAAAAUAGGGAUGGGGACAGGGAUGGGGACAGGGAUGGGGGUUUGGACAGGGAUGGGGACAGAAAUAGGGAUGGGGACAGGGAUGGGGACAGAAAUAGGGAUGGGGACAGGGAUGGGGACAGGGGUGGGGACAGGGGUGGGGACAGAGACAGGGAUGGGGACAGGGAUGGAGACAGGGAUGGAGACAGGGAUGGGAACAGGGAUGGGGAAUUGGACAGGGAUGGAGUUGUGGACAGGGAUUUGCACAGGAAUGGGGACAGGGAUGAGGAAAGAUGGAGACAGAGAUAGGGAUGGAGACAGGGAUGAGGAGAGGAAUGGGGACAAGGAUGGAGACAGGGAUGGGGACAAGGAUGGGGAAUUGGACAGGGAUGGGGUUGGGGAUAGAGUUGGACAGGGAUGGGGACAGGGUUGGUAUUGGGGACAGGGAGUUGGACAAGGAUGGGGACAGUAAUGGGGCCUGGAACGGGGCCAGGGAUGUGGUCAGGGGUGGGGACAGGCAGGGAGGGCUGUGGGACACCCUCUGGAGCGAGGUGGCACCUCCACAGGCCCCCAGCCCAUCCUGUGUGGAUUCCAUGUCCCCACACAUGGGACGUGUCACCUGGAGACCCCCCCGGAGCCCCCCGAGAGGGGGACACACCUCCUGUCCCCGGGAGGGCUGGGGGGGCCCAGCACGGCCACCCGGGGGAGUGGGGAGGGCGGGGGGUCCGGGACUGGGACACCCCCCGUGUGACACUGUGUGUGUCCCAUGUGACACUGUCCCUGCUCUGUCCCCCCGGUGUGACACUGUCCCCUCUCUGCCCCUCCCGCGUGACA
Molecule: messenger RNA, 1965 nt
Organism: Pseudopipra pipra
Lineage: Eukaryota; Metazoa; Chordata; Aves; Passeriformes; Pipridae
Product: basic proline-rich protein-like
Exons: 3
Coding region: 1-1440 (479 amino acids)
Source: RefSeq, a predicted model, not a curated record